AUGGCUGCGGCCACCGAAAGUGGUCUGGAUGUCGACUGGCUGCUGCAUUCCAAGAAAGGUGUGGUCCCAAAAUAUCGGCUCACAGUUGCACCUGCUUUCUCUUCGUCUGAACAGCGAUUGCUGCAGAAAACGGUAUCACUAACCAUCCCACCAGAUUUGACCCAUUCGGUGGGCGACAGAAAUGGUCGGAAGCCAGCUUCACAGUCCUCUGCAGGCUCCAAAGGCAAUCACCAUGAUCCUGCAACUGCGCACCCUCGCCAUGACCCUACACCACUCCAAGAAACUCCGAAUGGAGUCCCUACAGUAUCCGAACAACAGAAGUCUGCACUCGCUGUCAAUGGCAAGGAGAACCACACACAGCCUACCGCGCAGAAGACAGGGCCGACAGUCUCCCAGCCUAACCAAAGCCAAUCCCCUCGACCCACGAUGUCGAAAGGCCAGAGCACGGAGGAUGGCAAAAAAGGUCUGAAGCCAAGUAUCCCCAACAAGAAAGAGGGUAGAAGGAGUUCGUGGAUCGCAAGUUUCAGCUCCAAAUUCUCGUCUGUGAAUUCACCAACGCCGCCUCGGAAUUCCGGCACGGAUGUGCAACAAGCGAGUAAUAGCCUAACAGCAUCUCCUCAGCCGAGUCCGAAAAUCGAGUUAUCGAAUCCCUUCGAGAAGAACCGACCGCCCAAAGAAGGACAGAAAGAGACCAAAAAGGAAGAAUCCAAAACACCUGUCGUCCCUCACACUGCCCCUCGAAGACCUUCAGUACUCGUUGCCGCGGGAAAAGAGACAAAGUUAGAGCAUCCUGGAUUUCUGUCGAGCGCCCUUCGCAGACUCUCUUCCUCCAACACCCACAUGGGCAAAAGCGCAACUAGUGGUGCAAUCUGCCCAAGAAGGGUGAUGAACAUCGACCAGAAUCGUGAACGCAUCAAGAUCAGCGAGUUUGACCAGAACAAGCUGAAGAGAGUGUCGUUUUGCGUAGAUGUGGAGAUUGCUGGGUUCGCUUCUCAGGCCGACGAAGAUCCAGAGCAAUAUCACCGCCCAGCGGUGUCAAACGCUCAGAAGCAGAAUCUUUCCACUUCUGACAAACAAGUGACCAGCAACAAAGACUCGAAGGACGCAAGGACUAAAGAAAAGGGUGAAGGCGCCGUCUUAAAAACCCCUAAGACGUCAGUUGCAGAAAUGCAGCAGGAAGAGGGGGAGCAGAGAAGCCCGGAGCCAGAAACCCAGACUCAGCCAACAGAGGGGAAAAAGGAUGAGAAGGGUAAAGAUACUUCAGAAACGCUGCAAGGUCCCGAGCCUCUAGCCGUGCCCAGUACACGAAAGAAGGAGAAAAAGAAACGGUCCGAAGCCGAGCGAAAGGAACGAAAGGAGCGAAAAAGACGACACGCUGAAGCAAACGGCCUGGUACCGCUGGAGUUGACUCGUGAAGACGAUGACUCGGACUCGAAUACAAGCAUUACACCACCAGGCGCUUCGACGCCCAGCAAGCGGCCUCCAGAAGGAACAGAUGGCCGUACGACAGACCCACUGAGGAUAUACAAGCGCUGUUGUCAAUUGCGAGAAACAACGGUUCUGAACAAAGUUAAAGAGCAAAUAUCUAAGCCUUCCGCUGGUCUGGCCGAAGCUCCUGGCACAGUCGCGGUAAUGGAUCUGUCCGGGAAUCAGAUGCAGUUGCAGGAUAUUGUGACUUUGGGCGAUUGGCUCGCCAUCGUUCCUGUUCGCAAACUCGUCUUGGAAAACUGUGGGUUGACAGACGAAGGCGUCCGGGUGAUUUUGUCAGGCCUCUCCAGCUGCAAAUCUGCCGAGCAAGCCCGACAGAACAGAAAAUUGCCCAAGAGACUGAGUGGGAAGAGUGGUAGGGAGCAGAUGGGAGUCAUCGAGAAGCUCUCUCUGAAGGACAACUCUGGAAUCACAAAUCUCGGAUGGAGGCACAUUGCACUUUUCAUGCACAUGUCGCGUUCGCUCAGAGGCAUUGAUCUGUCGGGGAUCCCGUUCCCGAAGGCAGGCGAUCUCUCACGGACAAUCUCUACAACAAGUUCCAACAGCACCGGAUCGAAUGACGCGACUUCCAAAGUCAUGGAUCUGGGGACUCUGGUUAUCUAUGCGUUAUCAGAGCGAUUGGGUGACAAACUUGACGAGCUCAUCCUUGGGGACUGUGGCCUUUCUCCUGCGAAUAUUCGAGACCUCGUGGAUUGCGCCAUCAAAUGUAAGAUCCGACGGCUCGGGCUUUCUGGCAACAACCUCGAGCAAGAAGCCCUCAGCUACCUUGUGCGAUAUAUCAAGUCUGGCCAUUGUGAGGGUCUUGAUCUUGGAAGCAAUGACCUGCAUGGGAUCGCAUACAUUCUUGCAGAAGCUGCUGAUAGUGAUUGCCCGUUGUUUGCAAUUAGCUUGUCGGAUUGCAAUUUAACACCCGGCGAUCUCAACUCCAUCCUGAUACCGUUCGCCAGACUGAAGAACCUCAAAUUCAUCGACCUGUCACGCAACAUGGCGUUGUUCAACAGUCAGCCAAGCGCCGUGCCGGUUCUCCGCAGACUCCUCCCCAAAUUAGCACCUCUGAAGCGUUUACAUCUGUCAGAUGUGGGCAUGACGUCUGAACAAGUCAUUGCUUUGGCCGAGAUCUUGCCGGAUUGCCCAUCGAUGGCCCAUCUCACUAUUCUAGACAAUGCUCCGCUCAUUCACGCCAUGAAUUCGAGAGAUGCGAGCUCGCAAGAGGAGGCGUGCGCAUUCUUUGCGUCCUUGAUGACCGCGGUCAGAGUGUCGGAGACCAUUGUGGCUGUGGAGAUCGAAGUGCCCAGCUCUGACAGUAGUGAGGUUGUCAAAGCAUUGGCAUCACAGGUCGUGGCUUACAGUCUCCGAAACAUGGAGCGCGCAACUCUGAGUGAGGUCGGCGUCAAGCCAGACGAACUUGCUGAGAAGGACGCUCCAGAAGUAUUGCUCCACCUUGUUGGUCAUGUGGAGGGCUACCCAGCGAAUUACGACAAGGACGAGCCAGCGCCGGAUGAGGACUAUAUGAUUGCGUCGACCGGAAUCGUCAAAGCCUUGGGUGUGUGUUUGGAUCGCAAGGAUGGCAACAGCCGGGCACAAUCGAGGAGUAUUAGUCCUACAGCAAGUGGGACAUCCACUCCAAGGGGACCAAUCCGGCAAAGGACAAUAUCCAAACCGCGGGAUGUGAGUUUGGAGCUUUGUGAGAGUGCGCGAAAGAUCAGACGACGGUUACAGCCUGUCCUGGUCAGAGAAGAUCGAGCGGGAAACCACGAGAACUAUCGUCGUCUUUUCUUCCUCGACCAGACCCUGCAGCGGAUGAUCCAGAGGUUCGAAGACGAGUAUCCCGAGACCAAAGUCCCUUCAUCAUCUCCUCCAAUUCCGAACGGCAUGCCUUCCCCAGAUCCUUCCAUGGGAGAGACGUCUCUAUUGUCGGCUUCGGUUGAUUCAAGUGGGAUCCUAGAGAUGGCUGAUGCUGACGACUACUUCCCGGCAGAACGUCAGGCACAAGACCAAUAUGCCAUGAAAUUAUCUCGAACGUCGUCAAAUACAUCUCUCGCGGCCAAAGCCUUUACAGACGAAGAAGGCCGUAUGCACCGUUUUGGACAGAGUAUCCGGAGAGAAGUCCUCAAACCCACUGGCCUGGAUGAUGCCUUGCAUGGAUCCAGUGUAACUGACCUUGACCCACCUCACCUCGCUGCUCUCCGCGCAAAAUUGGACGAGAUCCAUGGAGAGGACAUUCGGUACAAAGUGGAGAAGGAAGGCGCAGACAACGUCGUACGCGAGCUAGGAUUGAAUGCUCAAGAGCUUCUGAUGCUCAGGGAGAAAGACCCCGAGGGCUUCAAUGCAUUCCGAGAGUCGCAGCUGGCUGCGCAGAUCAAUGCAGGCAUGAUUCCCGCUGAUGAGAUGAGAAGUACCAAGGUGUGA
Messenger RNA from Fonsecaea pedrosoi CBS 271.37, 3897 nucleotides. RefSeq lists its product as uncharacterized. Gene Ontology annotation, cellular component: cytoplasm. Bases 1 to 3897 code for a protein of 1298 amino acids. The transcript has 2 exons. The record is from RefSeq and is a predicted model, not a curated record. Gene Ontology annotation, biological process: positive regulation of inflammatory response. NCBI's taxonomy places the organism in Eukaryota, Fungi, Ascomycota, Eurotiomycetes, Chaetothyriales, Herpotrichiellaceae.